Messenger RNA from Ogataea philodendri, 681 nucleotides. RefSeq lists its product as uncharacterized. The transcript has 3 exons. NCBI's taxonomy places the organism in Eukaryota, Fungi, Ascomycota, Pichiomycetes, Pichiales, Pichiaceae. The record is from RefSeq and is a predicted model, not a curated record. Bases 1 to 681 code for a protein of 226 amino acids.
AUGAUGGUGAACUCUUUGGCUUUGAGGAAAGCCAACGAGAUGAAGAUGAGCUGUACGUGCGCGUCUAUCUGCGAAAACGGCAACGUCGACUCCGACAACGGCAUGUCUUCCACGUCGUCGUCACGGAGCGACAGAGAAGCCAAAGUCGGGGUCUUGUCGAACGACAGCGACACCUGGUUGAUCAAGGUCUUUAUGCUGCUAGAACGGUGUUUUUUGGAAUUUACCUCUGGUUCCGACAGCGGGUUCCAGAACAGGUCGGGUCCCAACACAACUGGUGUCGAGCUCAGAGUGGACGAGACACUCACGGAGCCGCUCUCGUGCUCCAUUUUCUCGAAAUAUGUCUCGUUGACGUUUCUGAGCUUUGUGCCAUUUUUCGCAACGUCGUCUUUACCGCAAAGCACGAUCUGCGAGUCUGCCAACGGAGGAAUCCAUUCGGCCAGCCCGAGAGCGAUCCACGCCAGUCCCGAGUUCAGAAACUCCUCGCAUAGCUCCAUCAGCUCCCCCACCUCUGUGAUGGGAGGUCGUCCUUUAUACUUGAUUCCUCUAAAUUUGGCGGGCGAAGACGACGUGGACGAGAAUGAGCGGAGAUCUGUGGUCUGCACAGACUUGGAUUUGGGAGAAGAGCGCGACGAUGAAUUGGACGGGUCCGUAGGAAAACCUGUAGACCCAUUGACGUUUUGA